Molecule: messenger RNA, 1307 nt
Organism: Amphimedon queenslandica
Lineage: Eukaryota; Metazoa; Porifera; Demospongiae; Haplosclerida; Niphatidae
Exons: 3
Coding region: 16-1278 (420 amino acids)
Cellular component (GO): cell surface
Molecular function (GO): signaling receptor activity
Source: RefSeq, a predicted model, not a curated record
UGCAUACAGCAUCUUAUGCAUAUACUCCACUGCAGUGUAUACUCAUUUGUUUCUUCCACAGUUCCCCCCCGAGUGAUAAUACAAGGAGAUGUUGAUGAUGGGGAUAAUGUCAUAUUGCGGUCCACUGGACAAAGCCUGAGUGUAUCCUGCAAUGCAAGUCAUCCGGAUGAAAACAGCACUAAUACUGUAACAAAGAGCUGGAAGAAGGAGGGUGAACUCUUAAGUAAUGAUAGCAAGUUAGUUAUAGCUCACCUGUCACCUCAAGACAGUGGUGUCUAUACAUGCUUUGCUUCAUUUGAGGGCUUAGAAUAUAACAAAUCAUUCAAUUUAACUGUAAUUUCAGAUUUGCCGUCACCAUCUCCUUCAGCAACUGAGUCUCCUUCAACAACUGAAUCAACAAUGAUAAUUGAUAUAUCAACAACAUCACCAGCACAUUCAGCACCGGAGGUCACUUCAACUGGAACACCUUCACCAACAAGCGAUACUAAUAAAAGCGGAGUCUUCCAGAACCCAUUGAUGUAUGCUAUAAUCAUCAUUGUCCUCUUGAUAAUUGUCAUGGUCUUGUUAGCUGUCAUGACUUUGUGCUACUUUCUCCACUGCUGCAUGAAAAGAAAGAAACAAAAUGAAAGUGAAUCUGGUAGUAGCACAGGAGAUGUAGAACUUCAAGCAAACCAGACUCAGGAUUCAUGUAGGCCAUCUCUUACUCCCUCAGUGUCGAGCAGUGCCAAUGAUAGACUAACAAUAGCUUCUAGCUCAUGCUGUGACUCUUGUCGGUGUACUCCUUCAAUUGCCCCUUCAUCAAUCAACCCAAACCAAUCCGACCAAUGCAGUCUAGGGCACAACCCCAAAAGCCACAUGGGAUCAGUCUCAAACAAUCCCAGCCAUUGCGCUAGCACUGCUACAUGUACAUGCUCAUGUGCUCAUUCUCACAACCUGGCUCCUCCAUAUUUUACAAGGCCACCAGUACAUGGCCUCCAUCCUUGUUCCCACACUCCUCUUCCUUCCCAUCAUGCUUUCAUAUCAUUCAAACCAGCCAAUCCUAGCAUUAGCAAUGACUCUGGUUAUACGUGCAGUUUACAUUAUCCUCCAUCGGAAACUGGGACUAGCAGAGGCUACCCUGAUACUAGGACUGUCUGCUCUCAUUGUACUAAGUCUUUUAUAAUCUCGACCGAUAGUGGCUACCGUCCUAUGAAAACCUCCUCUAGGUUACCCGGCUAUAGCAGCUACAAUGAAGGGACGUACAAUGAAGGGACACAUAAUGAAGGGACGCUUUGUUAGGAAGGAUUAGAGCAUAUUAGGGACCAAUA